AUGAGUUGCUAUGACGUCACGAAGGGGAAGCCGGAACAGUUUACUCCUGAGGAGGAGAAAACGUUCUUAGCUGCUGAUAACCUCUUCAGAGGCGCCGUCAUAAGUGCGCUCGAUAAAAAGUAUGUCGACAAUUAUAUUAUUUGCACCACUGCUAAAGAAUUAUGGGAUGCGCUUGAGGCCAAGUUCGGGGUUUCUGAUGCUGGUAGCGAGCUGUACCUCAUGGAACAAUUGUUUGAUUACAAGAUGGUUGAUAGCCGUUCUGUGAUUGAACAAGCACAUGAGAUACAGGCACUAGCUAAGGAACUAGAACAAUUUCCUUGUGUGUUGCCUGAAAAGUUUGUGGCCGGCGGUAUAAUCGCUAAGCUGCCACCUUCUUGGAAGGAUUUCGCUACUUCUCUAAAACAUCAGAGGAAAGAGUUUAGUCUUGCUAAACUCAUGGGAACUCUUGAUGUUGAGGAGAAGGCCGGCAACGCUGGAGCCUUACUGAUGGGGAACGGAUCUCAUGCGCGUGUUCUUGGUGUUGGUACGGUCAUUCUGAAGUUCACUUCGGAAAAGACGGUGCUGAUGAAGAACGUGCAGCAUGUCCCCUCCAUCAAAAAGAAUCUAACCGGCAACACUGGAGCGUUACUGAUGGGGAACGGCUCUCAUGCGUGUGUUCUUGGUGUUGGUACGGUCAUUCUGAAGUUCACUUCGGGAAAGACGGUGCUGAUGAAGAACGUGCAGCAUGUCCCCUCCAUCAAAAAGAAUCUAGCUAGCGGCUGA
Sorghum bicolor (sorghum) is the source of this 762-nucleotide messenger RNA. RefSeq lists its product as uncharacterized. Bases 1 to 762 code for a protein of 253 amino acids. The record is from RefSeq and is a predicted model, not a curated record. The transcript has 3 exons. Lineage: Eukaryota; Viridiplantae; Streptophyta; Magnoliopsida; Poales; Poaceae.